Rasamsonia emersonii CBS 393.64 is the source of this 1797-nucleotide messenger RNA. Its product is annotated as phosphoribosylaminoimidazole carboxylase. Gene Ontology annotation, biological process: 'de novo' IMP biosynthetic process. NCBI's taxonomy places the organism in Eukaryota, Fungi, Ascomycota, Eurotiomycetes, Eurotiales, Trichocomaceae. The coding region runs from base 1 to 1797 and encodes 598 amino acids. Gene Ontology annotation, molecular function: phosphoribosylaminoimidazole carboxylase activity; metal ion binding; ATP binding. The record is from RefSeq and is a predicted model, not a curated record. The transcript has 4 exons.
AUGGUCGACCGUGUCGUUGGUUCGAUUGAAGACCGCAUUGUUGGCGUCCUUGGUGGCGGUCAGUAUGCCCGAUUGCUCAGCGAAGCUGCGAGCCGACUAUCCAUCCCCCUCGUCGUCCUCGAUCCUUCACCAGCGUCUCCCGCCAAGCAGAUUAGCGCCGUCUCAGUUUUGCACCCAUCUCUUGCGCAUGUUGAUGGAUCGUAUUCCAAUUCAAGCGACAUCCAUGCCCUUGCCGAACGUGUCGACGUCCUCACUGUCGACAUUGAACAUGUCGACGUCCAGGCGCUCUUCCAGAUACGCGAUCGAUAUCGCACAACGGGCGGUCACCUUGGCAAAGGCAUCGACAUCUUCCCAUCGCCGGAGACACUCGCAAUUGUUCAAGACAAACUCUCUCAAAAAAGGUUCCUAAGCAAGUGGGACAUUCCCGUCGUCGAGUUCCUCGACCUUCCCGACCCAACCGUCGAGAACAUCGCCCAGGCAGCGGAAACCCUAGGCCUACCGCUCCUCCUCAAGGCCCGCAGGAACGCCUAUGACGGCCGUGGAAACUUUCUCCUUCGUGAUCUCGCCGAUGCACCGCGUGCGCUGAGCGCGCUCGGGGGUGCGCUCUAUGCCGAACGUUACGCGACGGACAUUGUGCACGAGAUCGUCGUUGUCCUCGUCCGCAAUAUCAAGGGCGAGAUUCGCAGCUAUGGCGCGGUCGAGAACGUGCACUGCGGCAAGAUUGGCCACCUCGUUCGUGCGCCGUUGAGACAGGGAGGUAAGGACGUCUCCAUUCGCGCGCAGUCGCUGGCGGAGAAGGCCAUCAGUUCACUGGGCGAUGGUGCCGUCGGUGUCUUUGGCGUUGAAUUCUUUGUCUUGGACAACGGUACUUUGCUCGUCCACGAGAUUGCAUCUCGUCCGCACAGCUCAGCUCAUUAUACGAUCGAGGCCAGUGAGACUUCGCAGUACGAAAAUCAUCUCCGGGCGAUACUUUCUCUUCCGCUUGGCAGCACAGCACUCAAGGUGUUCUCGGCAGCGACACUGAACCUCCGGGGAACGCCUGAAACGACGGAAGAAGUCCGUUCAGUCGUGCGGCGCGCUCUCGAAACCAAAGGUGCGACUGUGCAUCUCUAUGGCAAGAAGGAGUCGCCUGGCAAGUCCGAGUCGCCAAAAGGACGCAAGGUCGGCCACAUCACCGUCGUCGGCCCCUCUGAUGCCGAUGUGAAUGAACGUAUCCAUCAGAUCCUGGGGUCAUCAUCACCUGGCGACGACGACCCGCUCCUACCGAGGCCGCCAAAGUCGCAUCCCCUACCGCUCGUGUCAGUCCUCAUGGGUUCCGAUUCCGAUCUUCCCACUAUGCGCGAUGCCGCGCGCAUUCUGGAACAAUUCAAGGUCCCGUUCGAGACUCGCAUUGUCUCGGCCCAUCGCACUCCAUCGCUCAUGGUCCGCUUUUGCAAGGAGGCUGCCUCUCGCGGCGUCCGCGUUAUUAUCGCCGGCGCUGGAGGCGCCGCACACUUGCCCGGAAUGAUCGCCUCGGAAUCGAACCUGCCUGUUGUCGGGGUGCCUGUCAAGGGCCCUACUCUCGACGGCGUUGACUCGCUGCACUCUAUCGUUCAAAUGCCGCGAGGCGUCCCCGUCGCGACGGUCGGCAUUAACAACUCGACCAACGCCGCUCUGCUGGCCAUCCGCAUUCUUGCCCUCUCUGAUCCAAAGUACAGCAUUGCGAUAGAAGAGUACAGGGCAAACAUGGAGCGAGUCGUGCUCGAGAAAGGCGACAGGCUGUACGAAGUCGGCUGGACGAUGGAAGUUGGAAAAUAA